GGGAGAGGGAGGGAGUUACCUUCUGUUCGCUUAGAUACAAACCCGUUCUGUACGCGAAGCAAGUCUCCAAGAGUGCUGAGUUAACGCGUACGUGGCUGGCGGUGCAGGCGGUAGCUGGUCGUGAUCUUAACUUGGCCGUCGAGAUGAAGGUGUCCGUCAGAGUGAGAGGGGAGUGGCUUCAGGUACCAUGCAAGACAGGGAACGAGACGGUGGCAUGGCUGGGGGAGGAGAGCUUGAGGAGGUACAUUAAGCUGAAGCCCUCGACGCACGUGCCCAACCGGACGGAGAACGUGGCGAGGGUGCGGAAGACCAGAGGGGGAGCCAUCCUCGACCCAUCCGAUUCCGUGAGUGACGUUCUGGAUGACAAUGACUUCGUUUCCGUGGUUCUCGAGAGCGACCGACCCAACCCAGUGACGGAGAAAGCAGAGAUCAAAUACGUGACCGAGCAACUCCCAGGUAAGUACACGCCACCUGAAGAGUACCUGACCCUGGACGGCGCCACACUCACGCCCGAGGAUCUGCUGUCGCUGGGGAAGGGCCGCUACAAGAUACGGCUGAGCCAGGAGGCGGAGGACGCAAUCAAGGCCUCGCGUAACCUCGUAGACUUCAUCAUCAAGGAGAAGAAAGUGGUCUACGGCAUCACGACCGGCUUCGGGAACUUCGCGCGCACUGUGAUUCCCGACGACCAGCUGGAAGAGUUACAAGUCAACGUGAUUCGGUCUCACGCGGCGGGGGUGGGCCAACCUCUCUCCGCCGAAAAGACCCGGAUGCUGCUGGCGCUGAGAGUGAACAUUCUGGCCAAGGGCUGCUCCGGCAUUAGCCCAGAGACCCUGCACCAGUAUAUCGACGCCUUCAAUGCGUCGUGUCUCCCGUGGGUGCCGGAGAAAGGGACGGUGGGUGCUUCUGGGGACCUGGCACCCUUGGCACACUUGGCCCUGGGGAUGCUGGGGGAGGGGAAGAUGUGGAGCCCCAAGACGGGAUGGGGGAACGCCAGCUACGUUCUCGAGGCGCACAACCUUCGGCCCAUCAAGCUGCGGGCCAAGGAAGGCAUCGCGCUGAUCAACGGCACACAGCUGAUCACGUCCAUCACGGCGGAGGCGCUGGAGCGAGCCGAGAUGCUGGCCAAGCAGGCGGAUGUGGUGGCGGCGCUCACCCUCGAAGUGCUCAAAGGAACCUCCAGGGCCUUUGACAGCGACGUCCACAAGCUCCGUCACCACAAAGGACAGAAUGAAGUGGCCAGUCGCAUCAGGGCUCUGCUUCACAACGACACCUACCGCUCAGAGAUUGCAGAGUCCCACCGCUUCUGUGACCGAGUUCAGGACGCCUACACCCUUCGCUGCACUCCUCAGGUCCACGGGAUUGUGCACGACACCAUCCGCUUCGUUAGGGGCAUUAUUACCGACGAGAUGAAUUCAGCCACUGACAACCCGCUGGUCUUGUCGGAGCGCGGCGAGAUUAUCAGUGCCGGGAACUUCCACGGCGAGUAUCCUGCCAAAGCGGCGGACUACCUGGCGAUCGGUAUUCACGAGAUCGCUAGCAUGUCGGAGAGGCGGAUUGAACGUCUCGUGAACCCAUCCCUCAGCGAGCUCCCAGCAUUCCUCGUCAAACAAGGAGGACUCAACUCUGGGUUCAUGAUUCCACACUGCACCGCGGCGUCCCUGGUCUCGGAGAACAAGGUGCUGACCCAUCCUGCCAGUGUGGACUCCCUCACCACGUCAGCAGGCACGGAGGAUCACGUCUCCAUGGGCGGGUUCGCGGCGAGGAAGGCCCUGAUGGUGGUGGAGAAUGUGGAGCACGUCAUCGCCAUCGAGCUCCUGGCGGCGUGUCAGGCCAUCGAGUUCCUGCGGCCCCUCAAGACCACGACGCCCCUGGAGGAGGUCUUCAAGGUGGUGCGCUCCGUAGUGGGGCCGCUGGACAAGGACCGCUUCAUGGCCCCGGACAUUGAUGCCGCGACGGAGUUGUUGCGGGAGAACAAGGUGUGGCUGGCCGUGCAGCACCACAUACAACACUACCACUCCGUGCAGGACGUGGAGACCCGGGUGUUCUCCCCAACCAUGAGCUUCCUGGGCCCUGGUCCGCGCCCCAUCAAGCGGCGCGCGGACAUCAUUAACGGCAGCGGCACCAAGUCACCGAAGUCGCCCGCCGUCACCAAGCGACAGCGAACUUCCAGCAGGACUUCGAACUGAGGCGAGAGGCGUCACGAAGUCUUCUGUUGCGUUGCCUAGCGGUGUGUGUAGGAUGUUCUUGCACACUACAGGAAGCUUAAAAACUCUACGAAAUGCUACAGAACGCUAAAAGAGCACUAAGAAACGCUACAUCAACUCUUCACAUCGCAAGAACCAAGUCUAUAUAUACCAAGUCAAGCCAUACGCAGGUUUGUGGAAGGAGAAACGGCCGAGGCGUGGCUUAUGCGUGACGUUGCUUGGAGCCAAACUAGAGACUGUAGAAACAGGGAUUUAGAGAAAACGAAGAAAGGCGGACUAAUUUAAGUCAAUCACUUCAUCAUGCCCUCCCUCACACCCCACACCGCCGUUUGUAGGCAUUGGAAUUACAAUCACGCAAUAGCACAAUAAAAAGACAUUUUUUCGUCAGUGGCUUGCCUGAACGCGCUGUGAAAGGCGAGAAUGCACAUCCAGAGUGCACAUAUGGCCCCAACUUAAGUCACCCCUGAACUGGCGGGUACUUUUUUUUUUUUUUUUUUAGCUUCCAGUGACGUCAUCCCGCUGCUCCGCCCCAAAACCGCCUCCUGCGCGUACCGGUCGCAGUUUUGAAGCAGAGUGACUUGACUUGGUAUAUAUAGACUUAGGUUCUUGCGAUGUGAAGAGUUGAUGUAGCGGUUCUUAGUGCUCUUUUAGCGCUCUGUAGCAUUUCGUAUAGAGCUUUUAAUCGUCCUGUAGUGUGCUGUAACGUUGCAGAGCGCUGUAUAGUGUUCUUUGGCGUUCUGCAAUGUAGAUUGGUUAGGUUUCUGUAGCUUAGUGUAAGGUUAUGUAACUUUGUAUAGCGUUGUGUAGCGUUAUUUAGGGUUCCGUAGUAUUCCGUAGUAUUGUGUAGCGUUGUGGGAGUUUACCCUCUACAACGGCCCUUCCUUCCUGUACGCUUGUUUCGUUUUUAUAUUUUUGAGUAGCCCUGUAGCCUAUAAUUUAGCUGCAGAAGUAUGGACUCGAUAGGAAGAAAUAGCCAAAUGCCUCUCCACACCCAACAACGCAAGGGUCUUCCUCUACUGCCCCACAAGCUCACCUGUAGCCUAUAAUUUAACUGUAGCCUUUACGUUAGCUCUGAAGGAAUGUAGAAGGACGGACUCGAUAGGAAGAAAUAGCCAAAUGCCUCUCCACACCCAACAACGCAAGGGUCUUUCUCUACUGCCCCACAAGCUCACCUGUAGCCUAUAAUUUAACUGUAGCCUUUAUGUUAGCUCUGAAGGAAUGUAGAAGGACGGACUCGAUAGGGAGAAAUAGCCAAAUGCCUCUUCUCUGCUGCCCCCACAAGCUCACUCGCGUCUCUGUGGUUGACGUGGCAAGGCUCAGCACAGACACUUGUUAAAACGCCAAUAAAGAUAUGCCCACAAGGUGAUGCAUGGUUA
Messenger RNA from Eriocheir sinensis (Chinese mitten crab), 3580 nucleotides. RefSeq names its product histidine ammonia-lyase-like. Gene Ontology annotation, biological process: L-histidine catabolic process. Gene Ontology annotation, molecular function: histidine ammonia-lyase activity. The transcript has 18 exons. The record is from RefSeq and is a predicted model, not a curated record. The coding region runs from base 144 to 2186 and encodes 680 amino acids. Gene Ontology annotation, cellular component: cytoplasm. NCBI's taxonomy places the organism in Eukaryota, Metazoa, Arthropoda, Malacostraca, Decapoda, Varunidae.